CCUCUAGUAUUUUACGCAGGAGUCUUGACUGUAUAUCAGAUGGCAUAGACAGUGAAAAUGAUCUUGUCUUAUCGUUUUGAUUCCAUGCACAAGUACCUGCGCAUGCGAUAUGGGAACAGCGUUGGAAUCGCCUCAUCCUUCAUAUAUUUCGUUCUAAGCCAAGCAUUAGGUGCAGUGGCCAUCUACAGUGCUGCGGUCGCCGUGUCGACAAUGCUCGGCCUGUCUCCCAUAAUUGCGAGCAUCAUUCUGGGAGUGUCUGGAACGGUUUACACUGCACUGGGAGGCCUCCGGAGUGUGGUGUGGGCCGACUGCGUGCAGGGAGUCAUCAUGACCGCCUCGCCACUUAUCAUCAUCAGCAAGAUCGUGUACGACUCCCUCCACAGCGAGGUUCCCAUGCGACCCUUGACAGAAUUCAACACUACCUUCUACUUCUGGGAGACAAAAUCGGACAUCACGACCGACGAGACCGUGUGGGCCGCCGCGAUCGGUGCUCUGCCCUUGCACCUCGUCAGGCUCGGCCUGGACCAAAUGAUCACGCAGCGCUUCCUGGCGGCAAAGUCUAUGCGCGACGCCAAAGCAGUAGCAUUCUGCUGCAUCGGCAUUCUAUCCUUCUUCUACGCUCUCAACGGAAUAACGGCGCUGGCCAUAGUCUUCUGGUUCAGAGACUGCGACCCGUUACUCACUGGAGCCAUUCCCCGCUACGAUCAGAUUGUCCCUUACUUCAUCAACACGAGUGCCAGCGCACUGAUGGGAAUUAGAGGCCUCUUCCUGGCUGGCGUCAUCAGUGCGUCCAUAAGCACAAUAUCAUCUAUCGUCAAUUCACAUGCGGCCGUUCUGUAUGUAGACAUUGUGUCGCCGUACAUCAAGAUACCCGAGAAGAGAUCGAGUCUUGUCAUGGCAGCUCUGGCGGCCGGAAGCGGUACGAUUAUGACCCUCACCGGACUGCUGGUCCCCUACAUCGGAUCGGCUGCAAGGUUCUUCAUCGCACUCUAUGCCGCGGCGUCUGGGCCUUUCGCGGGAAUAAUUAUCCUGGCCACCUGUUUCCCAUGGGCGAACGCAAAGGGCACUGCGACAGCGGCCCUGGGCGUCUUCCUGCUCCAAAUAUGGCAGACUGCCGGCCGGUUCGCGUCAAAGGUGGAAGCAGUUCGGAUGACCUACAGCGUGGACCGGUGUCCCGCCAACACCACCCUGGCCCUCAACGAAACCCUGCCCUACGUUCCCACGGACAGCCCCUACGUCUUCGCCCUGUACCGCAUCUCUGCCUACUGGUGCUGCCUGUUCGCCACGUUCCUGACGGUGCUCAUCGGGUUGGCACUCAGCGUCGUGACAGCCCGGGCCAGCGACAACCUCGAGAAGAGCAUGAGCCUGUCGAGUCCUGUAGCCUUGAGGUUCUGGGCCUGGACCGGACUGCUUCCGCGCCUGAAAAAGGAGCCGCUGCGGGUCACAGUCAACGACGCGGGCAUCAAGGCGUCUCCCUACGAGAUACAGCCUCUGCAAUCAAACGGCGACGACAUCGACCUCUUGUCCAAGCCUGCCACCAGGAACGGUCUACUCGUGACGUGUACAAACCAGGAGGACAUGUAGAUAGAUCACAUUAGCGACACGGUACUUCACCGAAACUACAUCGCAAGCAUAUGCGCUUGGACUGCCUGUUCAUCGUGACGUGUUCUCAUCUGUAAAUACAUUUUUCUUCAGAACGCUACAGGCCACUA
This is a messenger RNA of Dermacentor andersoni, 1712 nucleotides long. The record is from RefSeq and is a predicted model, not a curated record. Lineage: Eukaryota; Metazoa; Arthropoda; Arachnida; Ixodida; Ixodidae.